Paralichthys olivaceus (Japanese flounder) is the source of this 2976-nucleotide messenger RNA. RefSeq names its product apoptosis inducing factor mitochondria associated 3. Gene Ontology annotation, molecular function: oxidoreductase activity, acting on NAD(P)H; flavin adenine dinucleotide binding; 2 iron, 2 sulfur cluster binding. Gene Ontology annotation, cellular component: mitochondrion; cytoplasm. The record is from RefSeq and is a predicted model, not a curated record. NCBI's taxonomy places the organism in Eukaryota, Metazoa, Chordata, Actinopteri, Pleuronectiformes, Paralichthyidae. Gene Ontology annotation, biological process: execution phase of apoptosis.
AUGGGAGGAUGCUUCUCCAAACCCAAACCAGUUGAAGUUAAAGUGGAACUCUCUCUCCUGGAAAAAGAAAAAGAGGUGGACGGGCUGUCACCCAACGGGAAAGCGAGUCCCUUUGCUGACUGCAGACCGAACGGGGCCCUGGGACACGGCUCUGAUGACGACUCCACCCCGCUCCCCCCCUACCACAAGCCACGCGACUACGUGGAGGCCUCAGUCUGUCAUGUUAAGGAUCUGGAAAAUGGACAGAUGCGAGAGGUCGACUUGGGAACUGGCCGAGCUUUGUUGAUCAAAGAACAUGGGGAGUUCUCCGCCAUGGGACAUAAGUGUCCACACUACGGAGCGCCCCUCGUCAAAGGAGUGUUGUCGAAGGGACACGUGCGCUGUCCCUGGCACGGUGCAUGUUUCAACAUUGCAACAGGGGACAUCGAGGAGUUCCCUGGACUGGACAGCCUGCCCACCUUCCAGGUCAGAGUUGAAAAGGACAAGGUGAUCAUUCGUGCAAACAAGCAGGCUCUUCAGUCACAGAGGAGGUCGAAGCCCAUGUCUCGAUGUUCAGCAGUCAUCAACUCCAGCACUGGCUUCAGCCACGUCCUCAUCAUUGGCUCAGGUCCGGCAGGUCUGGUGUGUGCAGAGACACUGAGGCAAGAGGGCUUCACCGACCGUAUCGUCAUGUGCACCAUGGACAGACAUCCUCCCUAUGACAGGACUAAACUGAGUAAGUCUCUCGACAGCACAGCAGAGCAGCUGAGAUUGCGCUCCAUGGACUUUCUGCAGGACCACGACAUUGAACUGCUCACAGAGAAGGAGGCUGUAGCGAUUGACGUGAAAACACGAUCUGUGACAUUUGAAGACGGCCUGAGGAUGGAGUACAGGAAACUCUUUAUUGCUACAGGAAGCAAACCCAGACCAAUGAGCUUCAGAGGCAAAGACGUCAGGAACGUUUUUCACCUCAGGACGCCUGAUGAUGCUAACAGCAUAGCGAGGCUGGCCAACAACAAGAAUGCCGUGAUUGUUGGAACGUCGUUUGUCGGUAUGGAGGUGGCUGCAGCUCUAACUGACAAGGCCCACUCGGUCUCCAUCAUAGGGAUCGAGUCCGUCCCCUUUAAAAAAGCUCUCGGGGAGAAAGUAGGGAAAGCCAUAAUGAAGCUGUUCGAGGCAAACAGGGUGAAGUUCUACAUGAUGAACGAGGUGUCAGAGAUGAUUGGCCAUCAUGGACAGCUGAAAGAGGUGGUGCUGAACAGUGGAAAAGUCCUGCGGGCUGACGUGUGCGUCAUUGGAGCAGGAAGUGUUCCUGCAACGGGCUUCGUGAAACAGAGCGGCCUCAACGUCGACUCAAAGGGCUUCAUCACUGUCAACAAGAUGAUGCAGACGAAUGUUGAAGGCGUCUUUGCUGGAGGAGAUGUGGUGACGUUUCCUUUCCCGCCACGUAACAACAAGAAGGUGAACAUACCUCACUGGCAGAUGGCUCACGUACAUGGAAGAGUAGCAGCUCUCUGUAUGAUGGGCCGAGCCACUGAGAUGAAAACUGUGCCUUACUUCUGGUCCGCCAUGUUUGGGAAGACCAUACGCUAUGCAGGUUAUGGAGAUGGAUUUGAUGAUGUCAUUAUUCAAGGAGAUCUGGAUGAACUGAGAUUUGUAGCUUUCUAUACCAGGAGUGAGGAGGUGGUUGCUGUUGCCAGCAUGAACUAUGAUCCCAUUGUGUCCCGUGUGGCAGAGGUCUUAGGGUCCGGAAAGACGAUUAAGAAACGAGAUGUGGAGAUGUUAGCACGACUUGGCAAGACUGGAGACAUUUCCUGGUUGAUCGACAAAGGCUCUCAAUGAAGGGCCAAAGUCCACUGGACACCUCAAUAUGGACACUUAUGGUGCUGAGACACUGAGCAGCUAUCCCAGUCUGGACACACUCUCUCUCUCUCACACACGCUGUCGGCGUGAGGCACACUCCCCUGAGGACAACACUGAAACAUGCUUUUGUUCCUGAGAGACAUUUUAAAGUGACGUACAGAGCCAUACACGAUCUGAACACACACGGACGCUGUGUCUGCAGGUCUUCAUAUGAUCAUGUUGUCAUGCAUCACAACAAAGCAAUACUGCUCUCAGCCUCUGUGAUGCAGCAAGAUGUAUCUACCUGUACACUUUGUUUAUAAGAAGCCAGAGACAGGCAUUGGCAUUUUUGUACAAAUAACAUUGUAUAUAGCUAUAAUCCUGAAUGCACUGUAACAAAUAUAAGAGCAUACAAUUUGAACUGAAUUUUUCUAAGUUUUAAAUAACAGAUUUGGUUGUAUAUGCUCGCAUACAGACCCUAUAUCUGCAUGGUUUUACUUACUUAAACAGGAGAUGGGGGGGGGGGGACAAUAGGCCCCUUAAACCGAGAUAUCACAAUGUCGAUGCAUCAGCGAACAUAAGGUUACAUCUGCAACAAGUCAGCAGAAACCUGAAUGCAGCUUUGAGCAACUCACUAACACACACUGGCUUUACAAGAUACCUCUUCUUAUCGGUUGCCUUGCUCAUAGAUUACACAAAUGAAAUCUAAACAUAUUUUAAAUUGUACACUAGUGCUUGCACAAUAGAAUCAUGUAUUUUCCAACAGAUAUCACUCCAUUAGAAAACAAUCCAUUUGUAUUUAAAGGUUAGUUUUGAUUGCUCUCAGCUCCAGGGACUUUAUUUGUUACUAAGUCAGGGAACAGAGGUUCGAGGCCUGAGCGUUCUGGGUUUCUGAUACAUUCUCAAGCAGAAGUGAAUUUGUUACUUUCAUAUCAAUUUUCCCCCAGUUAUUGUAAUUUCACUGCUUCUUUCAUUUAUAUUCAGAAAUGCUUAUAAUGUGCCGAGGGGGUUUAAAACAGAUGCUUGAUUACAUCCUGGUGAGCUGAUGAUCCCAGAAUACUUGAGCUCCGACACUACAUUUUAAAAAGCAUCGUUCUUCCUACAGAUGAGCCUGGAAUGGCAUUUUUAUAACUAAACUUUGAAAUAAAAGUCUUC